AAAAAAAAAAAAAAAAAAAGCCUUGGUUCUUCCUGGGAGCUGCGCCGAAGGAGCAAGAAGGGAGAAGGAAGGAACAAGGGACUGCUCCCAGCUUUGGAAAUGGAUGAUCAGCCCAGGUUGAUGCAUUCCCAUGCUGGGGUGGGAAUGGCUGGACACCCCGGCCUGUCCCAACAUAUGCAGGAUGGAGCAGGAGGGACAGAGGGGGAGGGGGGCAGAAAACAAGACAUUGGAGACAUUUUACAGCAGAUCAUGACCAUCACAGACCAGAGUUUGGAUGAGGCGCAGGCCAGGAAACAUGCUUUAAACUGCCACAGGAUGAAGCCGGCCCUUUUUAACGUCUUGUGUGAAAUCAAAGAAAAAACAGUCCUGAGUAUUCGGGGAGCCCAGGAAGAGGAGCCCACGGACCCCCAGCUGAUGCGGUUGGACAACAUGCUGUUGGCGGAGGGGGUAGCAGGACCUGAGAAAGGAGGGGGCUCAGCAGCAGCAGCCGCUGCUGCAGCAGCAUCCGGAGGGGCUGGUUCAGACAACUCCGUGGAGCAUUCUGACUACAGAGCUAAGCUUUCACAGAUCCGACAGAUCUACCACACGGAGCUGGAGAAAUACGAGCAGUGUUUCUUGCCCUCCCAGGCCUGCAACGAAUUCACCACCCACGUGAUGAACCUGCUGCGUGAACAGAGUCGGACCCGGCCCAUCUCACCGAAGGAGAUCGAACGGAUGGUCAGUAUCAUCCACCGCAAGUUCAGCUCCAUCCAGAUGCAGCUUAAGCAAAGCACGUGCGAAGCCGUUAUGAUCCUACGCUCACGAUUUCUGGACGCGCGGCGGAAGAGAAGAAACUUCAACAAGCAGGCUACGGAAAUCCUGAAUGAGUAUUUCUAUUCCCAUCUCAGCAACCCUUACCCCAGUGAGGAAGCCAAAGAGGAGCUAGCCAAGAAAUGUGGCAUCACAGUCUCACAGGUAUCAAACUGGUUUGGAAAUAAGCGAAUCCGGUACAAGAAGAACAUAGGUAAAUUUCAAGAGGAAGCCAAUAUUUAUGCUGCCAAAACGGCUGUCACUGCUACAAAUGUGUCAGCCCAUGGAAGCCAAGCUAACUCACCCUCAACUCCCAAUUCAGCUGGUUCUUCCAGUUCUUUUAACAUGUCAAACUCUGGAGAUUUGUUCAUGAGCGUGCAGUCACUCAAUGGGGAUUCUUACCAAGGGGCCCAGGUUGGAGCCAACGUGCAGUCACAGGUGGAUACCCUUCGCCAUGUUAUCAGCCAGACAGGAGGAUACAGUGACGGGCUCGCAGCAAGUCAGAUGUAUAGUCCGCAGGGCAUCAGUGCUAAUGGAGGUUGGCAAGAUGCUACUACCCCCUCAUCAGUGACCUCCCCCACAGAAGGCCCUGGCAGCGUUCACUCUGAUACCUCCAACUGAUCUCCCAGCAAAUUGCAUCCCUGGCUGACCCCAGUCCCCUUCAGGGGCAGGGGUGGGAGGGGAGGGGUUCUCUCCUAAUGCUGAAGCAGUCAGACUGGAGGUGGAACCAAUCAGCAAACACAAUAAGAGUCUCCUUCUCUUCUCUUCGUCGGGAUGCUUUUUCAGCCAAUCUGGACACUUCUUUAUACUCUCUUCCCUUUAUUUUCUGGGUAGAAGCCACCCCUCCCCUGCCACCACCACCAUCCCCUUCCCAAAUCCUCCCACUGAAGGAUAUUUUCAACAGGUAGAAGAAUUUAAAGAGGAAAAAAAAUAACAAAACAACAACAACAACAAAAAGUAUUUGUACAUUUUCACUGGUUUUCCGAGGAGCCAAAAUUUACCUCACUCUUUUACUAAAAGGCAACCACCUCCUUCAGUUUCUCUUGUGCUCACACCUACCUCUUAGCAGGAGUAUGCCACACAUCAGCCCUUCCUUCUGAUGCUUCUUCGCCACUCUUCUGUUUCUGGAAAUAGUUAGCAGAAUGCUUUCCUGUUCCAGAGCCAUCCCGAAACCUCGGUGAGUUGCCUCCAAGGGCAUUUCCACUUACAGGGUGGAUAAAUGUUUUCCCAGUGCCGCAGGGCAUGUAGGAAAAGGGAGCGAAAGUCUUGUGCUUGAUAUUCUGCUCACUUUCAAAAGGUACCACGAGGUUGUCUUUACAAACAGAUUUAAAUAUAAAAUCCCAUCGCUUGCCUCUGCCAGUGUGCUUUGAAUCAGACCCCAAACAUACGAGGCAUCCAACUCGGCAAGUUGGCAUGCCAUUCAUGUGGCUUUAUAACAAAAAUAACCUUACCUGCCAACAUCCUUGGCAUCAUGGCACUGCUAAGAAGGGAAAAGCAGAAAGAGGUGGCUGAGAGAUUAUGGGCACCUAUAGUGAAAACAUUUAGCACUUACAUAAUGUGUUACAUGAUCAAAGUGCUGUCCAAAUUUUAACUCAAAAUUGAUGGGGAUCCAGCAGGUGUGCACAGCACUUAUCAUGUCUGUCAGGGAUUCUUCUUAGUUUUGAGAGUGAUACCCUGAGUUUAAACAACAAUGGGAGAGAUUGGGUCUUAUCUUGGACAGAAGGAAAGGACCCGGCCACCUGCGAUGGGGUUAAGUGGGCAUUAAGGCAUACAUUCCACAGUUGCAAUGGGAUAUAUAUGCAGGCACAGCAUACCCCCCUACAAGGGGCUCGUUUAGCACAGUGUGAACGCUCAGGCAUCAGUAUUCUUUAUAAUUAUGUUAACAAGCAGUGAUGACUGGGAAUAGGGAGAGAAAGGCUUCUUCUUUCUGCACUUUGGCCCUGUUAUCAUGAAUGAUGUUGAGAGGAGAAGAUGACACCCCAAAGAUAGGUGUGUAUGUAGUAAAUAUAUGAAAUUAAUGGACUGGAUGCCAUUGGUAGCUUUAAACAGAAUGGAUCUAUUUUGGUCUGGAGCAAAACCCCAUAAAAUGCAUUUGGGUUUUUUUGCUUCUGGAGUUUUUUUUACAUUUAUAUGUUGAUAUCAGUGUUUUUAUCCCUUCAUCAACCUGAGAUGAGUCAUUAAAAGUAUUGUAAUAAAUCAUAGGACCUUCCACCCUAGUCAGUUGACCUCCUGGAUUUCUGUUGUGUUGCCAGAAACAACAUGACUCACAACACCGGUUGCCAUUCAGCAUUUGGGCAGCCUUCAGGAGGAGGGGCUGCAGAGAGGAGCAGACAGGCUUCCUCCCUGGCAGAAAGGAGGCAGGCUCUGCUACCUGUGUACAAGUACAACAGAGAGGUGUAAAAGCAACACUUAGGUGAAAGAGGUAGGAGAGCAGUUUAGGUAAGUUCUCCAAGUAAGGAGGCAGACAGGCGACUGAUGGGUAUCACUGAGAGUGCUGCUUGUGUGAUGGGGUCAGCUGCAUGAUUCCUCUCACUUUUAAAGGGAAAACAGCUGUGAAAAUAAGCCCCAUGUGGGUUUGCUCUACUGGCUCUCGGGAACAGCUCACAAACUUAAGCAAGUGCAUGAGUGUUUGCAGGAUUAGUCAAGGCCUAAGCCUUAAGAAGCUCAAAGAAUAUGUGCGCGCGCAUGUGUUAUGCAUAUGGAUCACAUGGGACAAAGUGUAGAACCAUUCAGUUGGAUCUGUAACCUACCUCUGCUGGUAGUUUUGUCUACCGUUUAACUAUUAGAAUAAGAUUAGUACUGAACAGCUUUAAGUUUCCACCACUGAAAAUAAAGCAUCUUUCAGAAAAAAAUUAAAAUUGGCCCUGAAAAAAAACACAAAGUGGCUGGAGGCCUAGGCUUACCGAAGUGGCAAGUCCAUGGCUUUGAUGGACUAUGGCUGUGCAGAGUUGCAAUCAGGAACACUCUUCUCUUGAACUGGGUGCAGUGGGGGGGUCUUGACUUUCCAGUGGGACGUGCAAUACUUUCUAGCAGCACUAGCACUGGAAGAUUCUGUGGCCUCCACUUUCUGAGGUCUCCACUUGGCAAAUUGAGAGCUUUUUUUAAAUUAAAGGGUUAGUUUAGAUGGAUUAUGAACCUCUAGAUUAUAAAGUCUAUAGCUUUCUAAAAUAUUGGUGGCUACAUUCCCCUGCCAAAUCCAAAAUAUGAGUGAUUUUGGUUUCUUUGCAUUUUCUUAGCCAGUCUGCCAGCUCUGAUGCUAUGACACUUAGAUCUGUAGAGGGAGAGGGAUAUUAAAAAUGGUCCCAAUUAAGAACCCUCAUGUGAACUUUUUUAUUCACAGUAGAGAGAAGUUAGUCCCAAAAGAAGUCUGGUUGCUUGCAGUUGGCUUAUACAUGCCAGUGACUAAUUACCAGAAGUAGUAAAAGUGCUCACCAGCUAACCCUAAAUAUACCAAACUUGUCUAGAACAUUCCAGAUGUAAAGUUUUGGUAACCCCGCCUUGCUACACACAAUACAGAGUAGGGCAGUGCAUGGUACAGGUUUCUUAGCAGCUGCUUGGGGGGUGACCUGAAUAUAACACAUGACUUUGGUUGGUACAAGUAAUAUGUCUUUCUGUACUGAAGAUGAUAAAAUAUUUAGAGCAGACCACCCAAUCAUACAUUGUAUUGGCCUCGGCACUAGAUGAUUCACAUCCACAUAUACACAUUACAUGUAUGUGUGCACAUGUGCAUGUGCACACACAUACCAGUGUUUGCAAGACUGGGUGAGGGUAGAGUAGGAAAAUGGAAUAAAGCCCCCUUCUGAAUGUGAAAUGACAGUCUGAUCCUUGGGCCAUAGCUGAUGCUUUGUGUUCAUCUGAGAUGAAGCUGAAGUAGGAACAUGAAAAUGCUAGGAGGGAAGAGGAUUUUUACUUCCCAAGGGGACCAUCAUCUAAUGCCACCCCUUUUACCUACAGUACUCUUUUUUUUCUGCCUUCUCCCCACGCUUCAAACUGCACUUCCCCCAAUAACCAGUGCCUCGUCCAUUAUGGCAUCCUGACUCUUCAUUAGCUAUAUAUAGGCUACAUCUUGGUCUAUGGCCUUAAAGCACUCAAACCACAUGAGUAGUCCUUUGGAAGGCAAUGAUUCCUGUUGUCAUAAAAAGGAGUACUGAAGUGCUUAAAGUUAAGCAGGUGCUUAAGUAUUUCUCUGGAUCAGAGUUUGUGAUCCCAAUCCUGAAACUGGCCACACAGAGGUGGACCUCAGUGCCUGCAUGGAGCCCCACUGAUGUCAAGAGUCUUCCCUGUAGACACUCCCUACACCCCCUAGAACCAGUUGUAUUGGGGGCGGGAGUCGCGAAGUUUAUCUGACAAGUAGGUGCAAUGGUGUGCAAUGGUACCUCUUGAAAAUGAAUAACGUGAUGUGAGAUUAAAGCUACACAAAGCAGCAGGCACUAGUAUCACUCCCUGUUUCACCUGAGAACUGAGCUGGAUGCCACCUCCAUAGCAGCAGAGACCAGUUCUUGGAGCACCUAGAUGGAGCUGCAUUUAUCCACCCUGCAAUUACUUACCUAUCUCUUGCUGUCUUCCUCCCCCAUUCUCCACGGCAUGGUAUUGACUCCUUUAUGGUACUUAAUAAGUCUCAUUUUUGGUUUCCUGUUUUGUUCCCUUUACAUCUUUUGUUGUUGUUGCUGACUGGUUGGUUGCCUUUUUUCACAGACUUCGCGUUUUUUUUUAGUUUUUCUUUUUUCUGCCCAGAAAAACCUGACUUCGAUACCAAAAAAACAUAACAAAACAAAAUGAAAAAAACAACAAAAAAACAAACAAAAAACUGCAGAAACUCAAAAAAAAUAAAAAUUAAAAAAAGAACAAAAAAACUCAACGAUUCUUUCAGCUUUAUUAACAUUUUCCAUUGUUUCUUGCGAUUUGUGUCUCGUUCUUUGUAGUAUUGAUGAUAACGAACAUUUGAUAAUGAAUGUUCUUGUAUAUUCAGAUAAAGGAAAAAAAAACCAAAAAAGCAGUCUGAAUUUAAUAGUGUUUAUAAUAAAAAAAAAAUAAAAAAGACCCUCAUAGCACGCAAAAUUGAACAGGGAGGAAUUUCCUUUCUUGUUCUUUCUGUGGCAAAAAGCGCUUCAUUCCUGUAUAGUUUAUAACACCAAACUACCUACAUUCAUCACCUUUUUUUCUUUUUUCCCAUUUUUUUAAUUUUCUUGCAUUUGUGAAUUAGUUCAAGAAUGCUAGAAAAGUGUAGUUGUGCACACUCAUUUCCUCUUACACAAUGUUUAAAAAGUGACAGUAAUUCAUUUUGUAAAACUUUAAAAAAAUGGUUGGAAUAGUGAGCAUAAUAGGUACAUUCUAACACUUUAUGUUUAUUAACGUUGAGACCCAGAAAUUACUCCUUUGUUCGGCGUUUCCUUUUUUUUUCGGGGGCUUUUAUGAUAAUGAUGAUGAUUAUUUUUUAAAUUGUCCAAGACAAUGGCCUUGCAACUUCCCGUUCCUCCACUUUUAGUAUGUAUUCAGACGUGAUGUGAAAAGUUGAAUUUGCAAAAAUCACUUUUUCAUUUAUUUUUGUUUUAUUUGUGGGACUGAUUCUGCUUUUAAGCCAACAAACUAUCCCCUAGGAAAUUGGAAGGCUGCUCUUCUUACCCUCAGGUUCUAAAUGCUGUGGCCUGAUGGACCACCUCAGAAAAGGGACAAACACAUGCAUGAUCAAGGCCCAGCUGUAGCCUCAAUUCAGCAAAGCCACCCCUAUUCAGCAGAGCUAAAUGCAUGCUUGUGGCCUGCUGAAGUCGAUUCAGAAUCUAGCUAAAGUUCAGCCUGUGCUAAAGUCUCCAUGGGAGUUGGGUACCUAACUUCCUUAGCUUCACUGAAAAAAAAUCCAAAGCUAAAUGCUUUGCUGAAUAGGGACAGACUUAAAUACAUGUUUGAGUUCCUUCCUGAAUCAGGGCUUAUCUGAAAUUCAUAUAGGCCAUGAAAACUCUUUCUAUUACUGGCGGUAAAUUCCUCCCUUGAGUUUUGAGCAUCAUUAAAUGUUAAAGAUUUCUUUUCAUCCUCAUGAUUGAGCCCAGUGUCUCUCCAAACCAGUAUUUUCAUAGACACUCCUCACCUUUUCUCUCGUUGAGGCCAAUGAAAGACUUCAGUGACUGCAGCAAUUUCUGGAUACAGAACUAAGACGAUUAGUCCAAAAUUCUGAGGUUAAUAAAGGACUGUUAUCAUACAAUAUUGCAGUAUCUCAGAUCAGUGGAUCUUCCCAUUCUGAUCACUUAGUACAGAUGUGCUGCUUCUGCUGUUCCUUAUUUUUUGUUUAGUAUUAAGUAGCUGUCACUUGAUCUACAUUUAAUUACGACUUCAACCAAAACCUGUUGAAGUCAAUGGAAAUACUCUUUCACACAAUGUAUAAUUAAAUUAUCCAUUGCUGUAAGUUGUCGGUGAGGCCAAGAACUCAGCAAGAAGAAUUGAAUGUUCAUGUGGAUAACAAGGAUAUCCAUAUAUUCCAAGUCAUUAGGCUAAACUGGAGCAUUGGAGGGCAGCAAAAACAUCAUGUUUCUGGUCUCUAACAAUUAGGAAACAAGAUGGGACUUACAUGGGCAACCUCCAAAACUGUCUGUUGUAAGGUUUCAUAUAUCUUCUUGCACUAACCCAUCCUGCUGGAGACAGACUUCUGAAGUAGGUAGAGCAUGGAUUGAUGACAGCCCUUCUGAAAGAAUUUAUCUCCAAUAGGCACUGGACCAGGCUCUGGGGCCACACACAUUGUCAUCAACCCAUGAACUGCUCAGGAAGUCUGGAAAUAAGUAAGGGUGUCAGAAGAGCUGAUCCUAAAAACAUGUACACCCUUGUUUAGCUUUCCACCCCUAGGAAGCACCACUGAUUUCAAUAGUACUCAUUCUGUGCAUAAAUCUAAGUACAUACAAAACUGUAUCUAGACCCUGAAGCUGUGUUAGGAAGCUACUCAUAAUUGGAGCAACAAAAGAAAAUAUAACUGUAAAUACCUCUCAAAAAUAAUACAGUCAAAGGUUCCAGUUCAAGGAAAGAUAUUUUUCAAAACAUUGAUUUUGAUCACUUUGUUUCUUCUUUUCAAGACCUAAAAAUACCCAAAAAACUCUUCACAUCACUCUGCUUUAGGUUUCUUUUUUAUCUCAAAGCUUCCUGAAUUAAUUCUGUUUUCAUACACCUUUAUUAUAAUUAUUAUUAUUAAAAUAUAAAUCAGACAUUGCGGGGUUUUUCUUUCUUUUUUUUUCUUUUUUUGGUUUUCACUUGAAACCCUUUUCUUGUAAAGAUAUUCCAGUUGUUCUGAGCUACUUUUUCUUUUAUCUCUCUCCUCCCCUCUACCCCACCCCUCCCCCUCCAAUGGAUUCUGAAUAUAAAAACCUAAAAAGACUCUCUGUUCUGACCUGGUUUUGAAACUUUAAGCUUUUCUGCUUCUGUAAAGAAAAGGCCUAUGUCUUUUUGAUCCCAACUGAAACUUUUAUGUUCUAUAAUGAUACUAACAAGGUGUAGGUUUUACAGUCUCCUGAUUUGUACUGGUAAUGCAUAUUCCAAAUAAAUAGUUUCUUUUGUUGCAAAAA
Messenger RNA from Gavialis gangeticus (Gharial), 8330 nucleotides. RefSeq names its product PBX homeobox 1 (gene PBX1). Gene Ontology annotation, cellular component: nucleus. Lineage: Eukaryota; Metazoa; Chordata; Crocodylia; Gavialidae. The record is from RefSeq and is a predicted model, not a curated record. The transcript is spliced from 9 exons. The coding region runs from base 100 to 1410 and encodes 436 amino acids. Gene Ontology annotation, molecular function: RNA polymerase II cis-regulatory region sequence-specific DNA binding; DNA-binding transcription factor activity, RNA polymerase II-specific. Gene Ontology annotation, biological process: eye development; neuron development; animal organ morphogenesis.